AUGGACAGCGGGGCCACCGGGCCCUGUGGCACUGAGGACACCGCAGUGACCCUGGACAGCAACUCUGGGGAGGAGUCCGGAGAUGGCCGCUCCAGCUAUAAGUCCAGCAACCUGCUGAGCCACUGGGAAACGCACAGCAGGGCCAAGCCCUACAUCUGUGAGCUCUGCGGCAAAGCCUACUCACACCAGGGCACACUGCAGCAGCACCACCUGCACAUGGGCAAGCGGCCCUAUGAGUGCCCCUUCUGUGCCAAAACCUACACCUGGUCCUCAGACUACCGCAAGCACAUCCACACCCACAUGGGCGAGAGGCCCUACGGCUGCGCUGACUGUGGGAAGGCCUUUGCCCGCUCCUCCGAACUCCACAAGCACCAGCACAACAUGCACCGCAACAACAAGCCUUUCCCCUGCCCCGACUGUGGGCGCACCUUCAACAAGCCCUUCUCCCUGCUCCGCCAUCAGUGGGCACACUUAGGGGCCGUGCUGUUCCCCUGCCCCGACUGCAGGAAGGCCUUCGCCGUGGCCAGCCGGAUGGUGGAGCACCAGCGGGUCCACACCGGCGAGCAGCCCUUCGCCAGCGCCGUAUGCGGCAAGGCCUUCGCCAAGUCAUCCAACCUCUUCAAGUACCAGAUGCUGCACACGGGUGAGCAGCCCUACGAGUGCCCCGAAUGCAGCAUGGCCUUCGUCCAGUCCUCCUGCCUCACCCACCACCGCUGCACCCACACUGGCGAGCCACCCUUCGCCUGCCCCCACUGCACCCACGCUUUCACCCGUGCGGCCACCCUCAAGUGGCACCAGCAGCUCCACGGCAGCUCCCUGCACCGGUCAUUUCAGAUUGUGUUGAACAGCAUGGUCCCCUCAGAACAGCACUGA
Messenger RNA from Pygoscelis adeliae (Adelie penguin), 873 nucleotides. It is a transcript of the gene ZNF648, whose product is annotated as zinc finger protein 648. Gene Ontology annotation, biological process: regulation of transcription by RNA polymerase II. The record is from RefSeq and is a predicted model, not a curated record. NCBI's taxonomy places the organism in Eukaryota, Metazoa, Chordata, Aves, Sphenisciformes, Spheniscidae. Gene Ontology annotation, molecular function: RNA polymerase II cis-regulatory region sequence-specific DNA binding; DNA-binding transcription factor activity, RNA polymerase II-specific. Gene Ontology annotation, cellular component: nucleus.